Messenger RNA from Venustampulla echinocandica, 1017 nucleotides. RefSeq lists its product as uncharacterized. Bases 1 to 1017 code for a protein of 338 amino acids. Gene Ontology annotation, biological process: transmembrane transport. NCBI's taxonomy places the organism in Eukaryota, Fungi, Ascomycota, Leotiomycetes, Helotiales, Pleuroascaceae. The transcript is spliced from 4 exons. The record is from RefSeq and is a predicted model, not a curated record.
AUGGCUGGGCAAUCAAAGGAGGCCGCAAUCCCCCCUUGGGGUUUGGCGGUUGCUGGAGCCACGGGAGCGGUUAUCGCAAAUGCGCUGGUGUAUCCUCUCGAUAUUGUCAAAACCCGUCUGCAAGUCCAAGUCAAGAGGAAAGCAACAGACGCUCCCGCCACAGCAGACGAUCCGGUGCAUUAUGCCUCGACCUGGGAUGCCAUUACGAAGAUUGUUGACAACGAUGGGGUUGCUGGUCUUUAUGCCGGUAUAGAGGGGGCGCUCAUCGGGGUUGCAUCGACCAACUUUGCAUACUUUUACUGGUAUUCGGUUGUCCGAUCGCUAUAUCUCUCCUCCCAAAGAACACCUACACCUCCAAGCACGGCGAUUGAAUUGUCUCUUGGAGCAGCCGCAGGAGCUGUCGCCCAAAUAUUUACCAUUCCAGUGGCUGUAGUUACAACACGCCAACAAACGCAGGCGAAGGGCGAGAGGAAAGGCAUGCUAGAUACUGGAAGGGAAGUGAUCGCAAGUGAGGAUGGAUGGACCGGACUAUGGAGGGGGCUUAAAGCCAGUUUGGUGCUGGUGGUCAACCCUGCUAUUACGUAUGGUGCAUAUCAAAGACUCAGAGAGGUUAUUUUCCCCGGAAAAGCCAACCUCAAACCCUGGGAAGCAUUUCUGUUGGGAGCAUUGUCAAAGUCCAUGGCUACCAUUGCAACUCAGCCUCUGAUUGUUGCCAAAGUUGGGCUCCAAUCAAAGCCCCCGCCAUCCCGACAAGGAAAGCCAUUCAAAAGCUUCAUCGAGGUCAUGCGCUUCAUCAUUGAGAAUGAAGGCGUGCUAGGCCUUUUCAAGGGCAUUGGCCCACAAAUCUCGAAGGGUGUCAUUGUUCAAGGACUGCUCAUGAUGACAAAAGAACGCAUGGAACUUAUGUUCGUUCUCCUUUUCCGGUACCUGCGAAAGCUCAAGUCCGACCAACUUCAGAAGGCGGCGGAGCUUGCCGCAUCAAAGGCCAAAGUUGCCUUGCCCUUAGUUACGAAGUAG